Molecule: messenger RNA, 1233 nt
Organism: Arabis nemorensis
Lineage: Eukaryota; Viridiplantae; Streptophyta; Magnoliopsida; Brassicales; Brassicaceae
Source: the annotation of a GenBank genome assembly
AUGGAUGCUAUAAGGAAGCAGCUUGAUGUGCUCAUGGGAGCGAACCGAAACGGCGAUGUUCAAGAGGUGAAUCGCAAAUACUAUGACCGCGAUGUGUGUCGUCUUUACUUGUCUGGUCUUUGCCCUCACGAUCUCUUCCAAUUGACGAAAAUGGACAUGGGACCUUGCCCAAAGGUUCACUCGUUGCAGCUUAGGAAAGAAUAUCGAGAAGCAAAGGCAAAAGGUGUUGAUAACUAUGACAGGGAAUUGGAAGAUGCGAUAGACAGGCUUAUUGUUGAAUGUGAUAGGAAGAUCGGUAGAGCCCUCAAGCGUCUUCAGGAAGAGGAUGCCAAAGCUGCCAUCGCAAUUUCAGUUUCUGAAGUCACUCAGACACCGGAAAUUCUUGAGUUAUCGGUGCAAAUUAAAGAGAAGAUGAAGGAAGCAGAUCUUCACGAUCUUGAAGGAAAAAUGGAUUUUAAGAUUAGAGCUCUUGAGCUAGUCGAAGAAAUGAGGACCAAGAGAGCCGACCUACAGGCAGCACUGCUGUUGGAAGCCUUCAACAAAGAUAGAGCAUCAUUGCCACAGCCUGUUCCAGCUCAGCCGCCGGCUUCAGCAUUACCUCCACCGGAUCCUCGCACUCAAGAAAUGAUAAAUGAGAAAUUGAAAAAGGCAGAAGAUCUUGGCGAACAAGGACUGGUGGAUGAAGCACAGAAAGCACUGGAAGAGGCUGAAGCUCUUAAGAAGCUUACAGUCAGGCGAGAACCUGUAGCGGAUUCAACAAAGUACACUGCUGUUGAUGUGCGCAUUACAGACCAAAAGCUGCGUCUAUGUGACAUAUGUGGAGCGUUUUUGAGCGUAUAUGACAGUGAUCGUCGUUUAGCUGAUCAUUUUGGUGGGAAGCUUCAUUUGGGUUACAUGCUAGUCCGUGACAAAUUAGCAGAGCUUCAGGAGGAGAAGAACAAUUUCCGCAAGGAAAGAUCAAAGGAACGGAAUAGUAAGGAGAGGGAAUCAAGAGUAGAGAUCGAGACAGGUACCAUGACCGUGAUCGUGAACAAGACAGAGACUACGAUCGGUCACACUCAAGAAACAGACGCAGGUCACGGUCCCGGUCAAGAGACAGACCAAGGGACUAUGAUCGUCACAGGCGUACCCGGUACUAGACCGUUCUCACGGUCUAACAUGGUUUGCAAGUUACAAAUGGAUUUUAAGGAUCCAUCGCCAAAACUUAUUUUCUCUCUUCAUGUAUGCUGCUAA